AAAUUCCAACAAGCAAUCGAAGCAGCAAUCUCAAAACACGAAAUCACACCCAGGACAACCAACAAUCAAUGGAAUUUCUUCAAGGACACUAUCCUGAAAGCAACAAAAAAUUCAGUAAAAAGAUCAAACACCAUAGCAGAUUUACCUAUAACCAGACCACACCCUCACCAAUCUCCAACAAAAUAA
Molecule: messenger RNA, 186 nt
Organism: Acaulospora colombiana
Lineage: Eukaryota; Fungi; Glomeromycota; Glomeromycetes; Diversisporales; Acaulosporaceae
Source: the annotation of a GenBank genome assembly